Molecule: messenger RNA, 975 nt
Organism: Ilyonectria robusta
Lineage: Eukaryota; Fungi; Ascomycota; Sordariomycetes; Hypocreales; Nectriaceae
Exons: 4
Coding region: 1-975 (324 amino acids)
Biological process (GO): protein folding in endoplasmic reticulum
Cellular component (GO): EMC complex
Molecular function (GO): protein binding
Source: RefSeq, a predicted model, not a curated record
AUGGCACCGUCACUUUUGCAGCCGCAAGGCCACCUAUCACCAGCCGAGACCCUCAAGCUCGCGCAACAAGCUCCCGACAUCUUGCGACGAAACCCGAAGGCCAUCUCGGCGUCGCCCCUCCUCUCGCUUUUCUCGGCUCCCGAGACUGCCGACCUGUGGACUAUCUACGAGAACCUCCUACUAUCAUGUCUCCGAACGGGCGACGACGAUUCGGCGCAUCAAUGCCUGGAGAGGCUCGUGUUGCGAUUUGGCAGCAAUAACGAACGCUUGAUGGCGCUCAAGGGUCUGGUCAAAGAGGCAGAAGCUAGCAAUCACAAUGAGCUACUCGCAGUGCUCAAAGAGUACGAGGACAUCUUGGAGGAGAACCAGACAAACAUUCCUAUCGCAAAGCGACGAGUUGCCCUUUUCCGAUCGAUGGGCAAGACGCCCGAGGCGAUUGCAUCCUUGAUAUGGUUGCUCGAAUUCAGCCCGACGGAUGCUGAGGCUUGGUCUGAGCUGGCAGAUCUAUAUCUGUCCCAGGGGUUAUACUCCCAGGCUAUCCACGCAUUGGAAGAGGUGCUUGUGGUGACACCGAAUGCUUGGAACAUGCACGCCCGCCUAGGAGAGGUGUCAUUAAUGGCGGCCAACGUUUCCACCGACGGAUUUCCACAGAAAUACCUGGCAGAGUCCCUGAAACGGUUCUGCAGAAGCAUUGAGCUCUGCGAGGAUUACUUAAGAGGCUACUAUGGCCUAAAGAAGGUUACCGACAAGCUCUUGAGUGAGCCCGCGAAGCUCAAGAAGCAGACAGAGGGUGAGGGUUUCUCUCUGCCGCAGCAGGAGACAAUUGAGAAGCUCAACCAGGCGGCGACCAAGAAGCUGUCAGAGAUAGUGAGACGAAAUGUGGCACAAGAGCCAAUGUGGCAGGGGUACAAUGCAGAUGAGAUUUCUGCGGCCAAGGCGUUGCUCGACAGCUCAUCGUCAAACGUAGUCCGGUGA